AUGGAAGAGACAGACGAUUUCUCGUUUGAUCAAGACGGAAUACCAACAGUCGAUGAUUUAUCGUCAACAAGCGAUACAACACCCACAAAUAGGCCGAGUCCUCUUGCUCACCGGCACAACCAUCAUCAACAGACACAUCGAAGAGGGCCGAGUCGAGAUUUCGCACCUGAAAUACAACAUGUGAACAACUUUUCAAAUGAUGCAGAUUUGGCAGACAUAUUUGAUAUAUUAGGUGAAGGAUAUGAUUGUAAUCUUUUAUUUUCCCAGGGAGUAUUAACAUGGAAACCCAUGAAUCCUAUGGGUCAUAGAAGACCUAGAUCAACUAAAGGACUGAAGUCUUUAUUUAAAAGUAACAACAACAAAGUUGCUUUGAAGAAAAAUUUUCUAAAAUUUCGUGAAAUUCUUGGAGUUAAAUUACGGCGUCGAAAACAAUCCGGACAGAAAGACGGCGAAGGCGUUUGUCUAGGGUUUGGACUAUUGACAUAUGACUAUAAAUCUGCCAAUGUGAUGAAAGCUAGAAUGAUUGACUUUGAACAUCCAAGUGAAGAAAUAUGUAACAAAUGGGUAUCAAAAAUUUCUGAUGUGUUACAGACAUUCGAAGAAAGACCCAAAUCUGUGAAACUUUUCAUUCAAAAAUAUGCUGGAGAAAAAACAGGCAUGACAUUAUUUCGUGAAAAGAUUCUUCCAAUAUUUCGAACUGCUGAUUGUAAUGUUGAUAUGACAGAAGUUAUGCAUAAUGAACAAAUAAAACAAGAUUUAAUUCAUCUGAAUUUAUUAGACUAUGAUUGUAUAGCAUGUAUGGGAGGAGACGGUACUGUCAAUAAAGUAGUAAAUGGAUUAUUAAAUCAAUCUAAUAAAGAUUAUGGUGUAGAAAUUAAAUGUAAUAUUAAUCCUGUGAAAGCUGCUAUAUCUAUGGGUAUAAUACCAACAGGAAAGACUAAUCAUAUAGCUAGUUCUGUCAUGGGAACAGAUGAUCCUAUAACAGGUCUGUUACAUAUUUUAUAUGGCAAUCGUUACAUGGUGGAUGUGUGUUCUGUUUAUAACAACGAAAAAUUUCAGCGUUGGGCUUUCAAUUCACAGUAUGGUUUUGCUGGAAAUGUUUUAACUUUUAUUAGUCGUUAUAGUUCAAUUGGACUGAAGAAAGUUGAGGCAUCAUUUUUAAAAGCUUUAACUAAAUCUAAAUUAAGAUCGUAUGAAUGUGAUAUUGAGUAUAUACCAGUGCCUGUAGAAGAAUUGGAACCCUUACACCAAUCAGGUUCCACUAGUUCUCUCAUCGAGCUGGCAGAAAAAAAAGAAAACUCUUGGAGAACUCUAAAAGGUGAUUUUAUGAAUGUGGGAAUUUUUACUGUGCCUGGUAUUUGUGAAUUCGCCCCACAAGGAUUAAGUAAGUUCACUCAUUUAAAUGAUGGUUGUAUGGAUAUAGCUGUAGUUAAAAAGGUUGAAAGAAAAGAUUUCAUUAGAUUUUUAAGGAGGCAUGGAAACUCAAAAAAUCAAUUUGAUUUUCCAUUUGUUGAGACUUUUCGUGUCAAAGAAGUGAGAUUUCGUCCUAGAUUUCCAACCAGCUGGAGCUACAAAGAU
Lottia gigantea (owl limpet) is the source of this 1578-nucleotide messenger RNA. RefSeq lists its product as hypothetical. The transcript has 2 exons. Gene Ontology annotation, molecular function: kinase activity. The record is from RefSeq and is a predicted model, not a curated record. Lineage: Eukaryota; Metazoa; Mollusca; Gastropoda; Lottiidae. The annotation marks the transcript as partial.